Diaporthe citri is the source of this 2751-nucleotide messenger RNA. RefSeq lists its product as uncharacterized. Lineage: Eukaryota; Fungi; Ascomycota; Sordariomycetes; Diaporthales; Diaporthaceae. The record is from RefSeq and is a predicted model, not a curated record. The transcript has a single exon. Gene Ontology annotation, molecular function: chromatin binding. Bases 1 to 2751 code for a protein of 916 amino acids. Gene Ontology annotation, biological process: DNA repair; mitotic DNA replication checkpoint signaling; DNA damage checkpoint signaling.
AUGGCGCCGCCGCCUGCAAAGCGUCGCAGGCGGAACCGGGUCGACGACGAGGAGGACGAUGAAGACGAGAAACCACAGCCCACGCCCGCCACCACGCCCAAAAAGAACAGCCUCAACUUCUAUUUCUCGUCGCCAGCCAAGGCUUCUAAAUCGCACAACGACGAGCCUCCCCCACAGUCGCCGAGUCCCAUCCGCAAGUCCACCCGCUCAACCCGUGCAGCUGUGACUACAGCUCCACCGCAGGGCAAUGGAAGCCGAAGCCGACCAAGCAGCGCGGCCCUGGCUAAGAGCUCCGGCAAGAGCCCAGCAAAGGGCAAGAAACAGAUCGAAGAGAAGGGGAAAUCGGCGAAUAUCCAGGCAUUAUUCUCCAAGCAGAGCCAAAGGGCCAUGACAGAAGGCAGGACGAACGGUGCUGCAAAGAAGGCCGAGCCCCAGCCAUUGGAUAUCCAGAGUGACCCGCUCUCAGACGACGAAGAAAUCGGAGCACAUAGAGCUGCGGGGUCGAGCCUUGUUGGGAAGAAGGCGCACAAGAGGACUGGGGAUGCUUUCAACUCCGCAACAUCUUCCGAUAUUAGCGGUGUCGCUAGCCAGAGGUUUAUGAAACCUCCACGGCUGAGCUCGGCUCCGUCAAGCGAUGGCGAGGACAAAAGGCCUUGGUCAGAACGAUUUGGCCCCCUGAACCUGGACGAGCUGGUCGUGCACAAGAAGAAGGUGGCUGAUGUGCGAAAAUGGCUUGGCGAUGUGCUCGGCGGUCGUAUGCGCCAGCGUCUGCUCGUGCUCAAAGGCUCGGCCGGCACAGGCAAGACGACCACUAUUCAAUUACUGGCAAAGGAGCUUGGCUUCGAGAUUUUGGAGUGGAGGAAUCCCACAGGCUCCGCCGGCGCUACGCAGGGCUUCCAGUCCGCCUCGGCUCAGUUUGAAGAGUUCAUGGGACGCGGGGGCAAGUUCGGCCAGUUGGAUUUGGACGACGACGACAAUUCUGCCCCUAGUACUGUCAAGACCACCGCGGGGACAUCACAGGAGUCGCAGGCAGAUCAAAAGAGGGUCAUCCUGAUUGAAGAGUUCCCCAACACCUUCAUGCGCUCCGGGAGUGCCUUGACGUCUUUUCGAAGAACAGUAAUGCAGUGCCUUGCCAACAGCACGCCGUCUCUGACAGCCCUCGGACAACACGGGCCAUCCGAACCAAUCAUCCCAAUGGUAAUGAUCAUCUCCGAGACGCUGCUUACAACCACGUCGGCAUCUGCUGAUAGCUUCACCGCACACCGGCUGCUUGGACCUGAGAUCCUCCGUCACCCUGGGACCGGAGUCAUCGAGUAUAACGAUGUUGCGCCGACCUUGCUGGUCAAAGCGUUGGAGCUCAUCGUGAAGAAGGAAGCCCGAGUCUCUGGGCGACGAAGGACUCCUGGGCCAUUGGUGCUGAAGCGCCUGGCCGAGAUCGGCGACGUCAGGAGUGCGAUCUCAUCGCUUGAAUUCCUCUGCUUGAAAGGCGAUGGCGACGCCGACUGGGGCUCCAAGGUCGCAUUCACCAAAACAAAAAAGACCAGCAAGGACCAGGUCUUGACAAAAGGGGAGCAAGAGAGCUUGGAGCUGAUUUCGCAGCGGGAGGCGAGCCUGGGGAUCUUCCACGCCGUCGGCAAAGUCGUCUACAACAAAAGGGACGAACAACCGUAUCCAGUUGGGUCGGAGGAGGCCAUGGCGGAGCAGAUGCCGCCGCACCUAGAACAAUUGUCACGACCCAAACGAUCGCAAGUAGCAGUGGAGGCGCUGAUUGACGAGACGGGAACAGACACUUCCACCUUCAUCUCGGCAUUACAUGAGAAUUACGCCCUUUCAUGCGAGCGCACCGGCCCUUCUGAUCCGAAUUCGUCUAUAGACUAUGUCAACGAUUGCAUUGAAUACCUGUCUGAGAGCGAUCUUCUCAAUCCCUCCUGGGACAUUUUCUUUGGUGGCAAAGGCUUCUCGAACAAGGGGAAGGACCAGGGUAGCCAUAUCCUCCGCCAGGACGAGAUGGCCUUCGAGGUAGCGGUCCGCGGCCUCCUGUUUUCUCUGCCAUGCCCGGUCAAGCGAAAGAGCGCAACGUCUGGCAGAGGCGGUGAUGCUUUCAAGAUGUACUACCCGACGAGCAUAAAGCUGUGGAGGACCAAGGAGGAAGUGGAGGGGCUGGUCGAUCUGUGGGCUACCAAGAUGCUCAAAGGCGAAUGCGGGAAGCCGGGGUCUGCGACCGCCCAGAACGGGAAUGCUGGAAUAAGCAGUGGGGCCUCUGCCUUUCGCAAGACUAAGGGCAGCAGCGUGGGUGACUGGGUCGGCAACCGGUCGGAAAUGAAGUACGCGGCCAGGCCGAAACCAGCGAAGGCGGAGCACGAAGAAGCGCAAGAGGCAGACACGUCGUGGCUCCUGCCACUGGGCAACUCGGCGCGGAAAGAGAUGGUCCUCGAGAGGCUACCGUACAUUGCACAUAUCUCGCGCGGCCGGCGCACGUCGUUCUGCUCGAUGGGGGUACGCGACCUGGACAAGGUGGUGUCGUUCCAGGGGAUCGGCCCGCCGGCGGAUGCGGAGUCGGACGCCGAGGUAGACGAAGGUGCCGCGCCGGCGGGAGAGGCGUGGGCGACCGACAAGCCUACAGAAGAUGCAUCGCCGAGAAAGAGGCGAGCGCCUGCGAUAAAGUCGCGCGGCGACGAGGGCGAGGGGUCAAUGAUCAGCAGCCUGCAGAACAAGCUGGUGCUGAGCGACGACGAUAUUGAGGAUGAUUGA